Molecule: messenger RNA, 714 nt
Organism: Manduca sexta (tobacco hornworm)
Lineage: Eukaryota; Metazoa; Arthropoda; Insecta; Lepidoptera; Sphingidae
Product: sarcoplasmic reticulum histidine-rich calcium-binding protein-like
Exons: 3
Coding region: 1-714 (237 amino acids)
Source: RefSeq, a predicted model, not a curated record
AUGACGAAGAAGAAAGUGACAAUGAGGACGUCAAGAGAAAGUCAAAGCAAGAGGAAGUCGAGGAUGACGAUGAUGAAGAAAACGAUGAUGACGAUAAGACGAGAGGAGGCUGAGGAAGAUGAUGAUGACGAGCAAGCCGAGGAUGACGAUGUAAAGAGAAAACUGAAGCAAGAAGCUGAAGAUGAUGAAGAAGAUGAUGAUAAUGAAGCGGACGACGGUGAAAGGAGAUUGAGACAAGAAGAAGGUGAGGAAGAUGACGAACAAGUAGAUGAAGAGACUAAGAGGAAACAGAGACAGGAGGAGGUUGAAGGGGAUGAUGAUGAUGAUGAUGUAGAUGAGGAAGAUGAUUUAAAACGUCAUAAACGCUCCGUCAAACAAGAAGAAAUUCAAGAGGAUGAUGAGGAACAAGACGAGGAAGAAUCGAAAAGACAAGAAGAAAUAGAUGAUGAAGAUGUUGAUGAGGAUGAAGACGCAGAUGAGGACGUCAAAAGACAGGAAGAAGUUGGUGAUGAAGAGGAUGGUGAAGAUGAUGACGACGAGGAGGAGAAGAAGCGCCAAGAAGAAGUUGAUGAAGAAGACGUAGAUGAAAAUGAGGAACAAGAUGAUGAGCGUCAGAAGAGAGGAAGAAGAUCAAUUAAACAAGAAGAGAUGGAUGACGAAGACGAAGACGAGGAAGAGGAACAAAAAAAGCUAGUAAAGCAAGAAGAAAAAUAG